Ficedula albicollis (Collared flycatcher) is the source of this 2168-nucleotide messenger RNA. RefSeq lists its product as uncharacterized. The record is from RefSeq and is a predicted model, not a curated record. Lineage: Eukaryota; Metazoa; Chordata; Aves; Passeriformes; Muscicapidae. The coding region runs from base 226 to 2118 and encodes 630 amino acids. The transcript is spliced from 2 exons.
GCCACUGCAGGGCCCUGGGCUGGCCAGUGCCAGGACAGUGGCUGUGUCCCAGGACGUAUCUGUGGCAGAGCACAUCAGACACAGCGGAGGACGAGGCAAACCCCAACUCCCAGCCGCCCAGCCUCUUGCCCAGCUGGCUGCAAGACCUCAGCGAACAGUGGCUGGGAGCAGGGUGUAGCUCAGUCGUCUCUCUGUCAGACUUAGGAGGAGGGAGCCUUUUUCACCAUGGAGUGGGAAUGUGCUGUGGACGAAGGGCUUUCCCCAUGGGAAGACGUCUGUGGCCCAUAUGGCAGAGAGCUUUGCCUCUGGGAAGAAAUGAUGCCAGAAGAAUUUCUUCGAUGGGAUGAAGUAACUUCCCAGGAAGGCUGCCCCUGGGGAGCUGUGACACACAAUGAGCUGCAUGGCUGGCAAGAGCUGGACCAGUGGGGAGAGUGCGUGACAGUGACAGAGCCGUACAACUGGGACGACGAUGAGGAUGGAUGCCAACACUUGUGCCCAUGGGAGGACGAGGUGACAGUGCCGGUAGAGCAGGAGCUGUACCAGUGUGAUGAUGGAGAUGACAGAUGCCAAGAGCUGUGUCCAUGGGAGGAGGAGGUGACAGUGGAGGUAGAGCAGGAGCUGCACCAAUGUGACAAUGAUGAAGGUGGCAUAUGCCAAGAGCUGUGUCCAUGUGAAGAGGAGGUGACAGUGGUGGUAGAGCAAGAGCUGCACCAAUGUGACAAUGAUGAAGGUGGCAUAUGCCAAGAGCUGUGUCCAUGUGAAGAGGAGGUGACAGUGGUGGUAGAGCAAGAGCUGCACCAAUGUGACAAUGAUGAAGGUGGCAUAUGCCAAGAGCUGUGUCCAUGUGAAGAGGAGGUGACAGUGGUGGUAGAGCAAGAGCUGCACCAAUGUGACAAUGAUGAAGGUGGCAUAUGCCAAGAGCUGUGUCCAUGUGAAGAGGAGGUGACAGUGGUGGUAGAGCAGGAGCUGCACCAAUGUGACAAUGAUGAAGGUGGCAUAUGCCAAGAGCUGUUUCCAUGUGAAGAGGUGGUGAUAGUGGAGGUAGAGCAGGAGCUGCACCAAUGUGACAAUGAUGAAGGUGGCAUAUGCCAAGAGCUGUUUCCAUGUGAAGAGGUGGUGAUAGUGGAGGUAGAGCAGGAGCUGCACCAAUGUGACAAUGAUGAAGGUGGCAUAUGCCAAGAGCUGUUUCCAUGUGAAGAGGUGGUGAUAGUGGAGGUAGAGCAGGAGCUGCACCAAUGUGACAAUGAUGAAGGUGGCAUAUGCCAAGAGCUGUUUCCAUGUGAAGAGGUGGUGAUAGUGGAGGUAGAGCAGGAGCUGCACCAAUGUGACAAUGAUGAAGGUGGCAUAUGCCAAGAGCUGUUUCCAUGUGAAGAGGUGGUGAUAGUGGAGGUAGAGCAGGAGCUGCACCAAUGUGACAAUGAUGAAGGUGGCAUAUGCCAAGAGCUGUGUCCAUGUGAAGAGGUGGUGACAGUGGAGGUAGAGCAGGAGCUGCACCAAUGUGACAAUGAUGAAGGUGGCAUAUGCCAAGAGCUGUUUCCAUGUGAAGAGGUGGUGAUAGUGGAGGUAGAGCAGGAGCUGCACCAGUGUGACAAUGAUGGGGAUGACAACUGCCAGGAGCUGUGUCCAUAUGAAGAAGAGCUGGCAAUCCAAGAGCUGUCCCCAUGGGCAGAGAGUUUAACGGAGCAGCAGCUGUGCCAAGAUGCGCCAGAUUAUCCUGCUCUCUGCCAGGAGGUGCCACGGGCGGAGCCCCAGAGCCCAGUCCCUGACCCACAGACCCUCGUCCCUGACCCAGAGAGCCCCCCAGGUGAUGGCCAGGUCUUGCAGCACUCAGCCAGCUGCAGCAGCAGCGGGUCCACGAGCGACUCUGUGACCAAGGUGCAGGGCUCUGGCCAGGAGCCAGAUGCGCAUAGGGAGCUGAAGUCCAGCCUGGCUACACUACACAAAGAAGCAGAUGCAGUAGAAAGGGAAAUGAACUUGAUCUCUACUGUGAGCAGCUCCCGCCCCACCCCCAGGCUCUCGCCCAGCCAGGAGGCAGCUCCCAAAAAUGAACCUCCCUCGUGGUGCAUGCGGCUUCUCGGGGUGCUGUGCUGCUGCUGCUGCCCCGCACCACAGCCAUAGGAUUAGUGCCUGCUGCCAGCAGCACCAGCCCUGAGAAUAGUGCCUGGCCC